Ostrinia nubilalis (European corn borer) is the source of this 4754-nucleotide messenger RNA. RefSeq lists its product as uncharacterized. The coding region runs from base 2011 to 3495 and encodes 494 amino acids. Lineage: Eukaryota; Metazoa; Arthropoda; Insecta; Lepidoptera; Crambidae. Gene Ontology annotation, molecular function: transmembrane transporter activity. The record is from RefSeq and is a predicted model, not a curated record. Gene Ontology annotation, cellular component: membrane. Gene Ontology annotation, biological process: transmembrane transport. The transcript has 4 exons.
AGUGUGUCUGUCGGCAUGCGUGUACUCCUUCAUGCUGGGGCUGAGCUUCGGGAGUCCAACGGUGGCCGUGGCCCAGCUGAGGGCAAGGGCGAACUCAACCGACGCAGUCAGCAGGGAAAUGGGCUCUUGGAUAGCAUCUGCAUCCGGCUUUGUCGCAAUCCCGACGGUGGUCAUCUCGGUCAUCGUUGUACAUCACUUCGGGCGCAAAAAAUUAUAUAACUACGCGACUGUAGUUAGUUUCGUCUCCUUUACAAUAUUCUAUUGUAGUAAAAAUACUACGCAUAUUCUUGUAAGCAGAUUAUUUUGUGGAGUUCUAGGUGGCUUGUUGAUGUCAAUGGUCCUAAUGGUCAUGACUGAGAGCAUGAAGCCAAGAUAUAGGGGUUUAUUUUUUGCUUUGAAAUCAGCUUCCGUGAAUUGGGGUAUCUGGUGUUCCAAUACGAUAGGAACAUUCUGUCCUUACAAUUACAUUGGCAUAGUUGGGAUAUCAUGUUCAAUAAUUAAUUUUUUAAUAACAUUUGUCAUGCCAGAAACUCCAUUCUGGCUUGCAUCAAGGGGCAGAUAUGAAGAAUGCGCAGCAGCACACCGAUGGUUGAAGGGGGCCGACGAGGAUGCCGAGAAGGAGUUGAAAGCGAUUAUUGAAAGUUCCCAAAAAGAUGCCAAAGAGUCAACACAAACACGCAAAUCUCUGUUAACUACAGUUAAAGAAUAUUGGACGAUAAUAGUAUAUCAACCAUCGUUUUACAAACCUGUCUCUAUAGGAUUCAUAAUUCAAAUUAUGCAUGUAGCUUCGGGAAAAAUGGUUCUUGCUAUGUAUGCAAUUGAAAUAUUAGGAAAAGUUACAAAAAAUACAUAUACAAGUCAUUAUUUUAUGUUGAUAUUGGAUGGAUUUAGUGUAUUAGGCAUGUAUAUGGGCUGUGUUUUAGCAAAACGCUUAAAACGAAGAACUAUGUUCUUAUGUUCAUCCACAUUAUCCGCAAUACUGAUGUUUGCGGUGUCAUUUUAUUUGUAUUUGAUUAAAUUCAAAAUACUGUCUGAAAAUAAUAUAAUUUUUUUAAGCAUUUUGGUUUUAUAUUCGUUAGUUACAUGUUGUGGCCCCAUGCUUUUGUUUGGCGUCAUUUGUAGCGAAUUGUUUCCAUUGAAAGGUAGAAGUUUUGGAGUGAUAUUAUCAGGUGUGUUUGAUAGUGCACUUUUUGCAUUAAGUGUAAAAUUUACACCGUAUUUACUUUGGGCUAUUGAUACUGAAAAUACUUUUCUAUUUUAUGCAACUUUUUCUAUCACAUGCAUUUUUCUAGCAUAUAAAUAUCUGCCAGAAACUAAAGAUAAAACAUUAAAUGAAAUUGCGGCCCUAUUUCAAUAAACACUGUAUUGAAUGUUACACCGAUAAAUAAACUUUAGGAAUUUUUUAACUGAAUAUACUUAUUUAUGCAAAAAACAUUAUGCUUCCAUUUAAAUCAAAUCUUUCAUUAACAAAAAAAAAACACAUUUGGCAAAACCUUGUAUGAUCUGAGGUCAAAAGAUUACUAACACUAGUGAUAUGGUUAGUUUGAACCACUACCGGUAGCGUUUUACUGAAUAUGAAGCUUCAUUCAUUUCUUCUUACUUGUUUAAUUUCACCUGUAGGUUCAUUUUUAAAGAACUGUUGUCCCAAUAUUGGCACAUAAGGAACUUAAGUACCUAAGGAAUACUUAAGUAUAGUGACAUGUUUUUAAAGAAACUGCCUGUUGCAUUACUCGUAGUUAUGUAAUGUAAUUUAGCAAACACUGUUUCUAUGAGGAAUUGCACAAAUGGGUUUGUGCAUGAGAUCGGCCUUUAAAACUACCUUUAAAAUUAAAAAAAUUGAAAGUACCUACGGUUUGGCAAGCGCACAGACGAUAUUGGGACUAAACAUUCCAAAAACUUAUUAUUCGUCGUGAUUAACUCCCGCAUUUGGUCAAAUCACUUGUGUUUUCAAAACAGUAGUCAUCAGUCGGUUACCUUGAGUGGAAGCGGUAACAUAAAACAAUCAUUGAUAUGGAGAAUAGAAGUGACAAUGAAAAUGCCUCAGACAAAGUGACUUGGAUUCAGUUUUUGAGACAGGUGAAUGUAAGUUUGACAAUAUGGAGUUAUUUCUUUAUCGUCGGGCUUGUUACUGGAGCACCCACCGUAAUCAUUCCUCAAUUGAUAAAGGAAACCAACACAACGGUGGUUUUAGAGGAUAAAUUUUAUCCCUGGAUAACAUCCAUUAGCAGCUACACAAGUAUACCGUGCAACCUAAUUUUGACUCUCCUUUCUCAUUUUUGUGGACGAAAGAAGACCUUGCUAGCCAUCUCCAUCUGCACCUUUAGCGCGUCGGUACUUCUUUACUACAGUCGCAGCCCCGCGCACAUAUUCUUCAGCCAAAUGAUCUAUGGCGUCACUGGAGCCGGACAAAUGACAGUAUAUGGCCCCAUACUCGCAGAGUAUUCGUCGACUAAAUAUCGAGGAAUCUUCCUUACUUUGAAAUCGGCUACCUUUUUCUGGGGAAUAUGGACCGCAAAUGCAAUUGGAAUAUUUACCCACUACAAAUUCAUUGGACUCCUUGCCGUACUGUGUUCGAGUUAUUGCUUCUCGACUGGAUUUUUUAUACCGGAAUCUCCCUACUGGUUGGCUUUUAAGGGUAAAUAUGAUCAGUGCGCUGAAACCCAUCGAUUAUUAAAAGGAGAAGACGAGAAGGCAGAAAAAGAAUUAAAAGAUCUGAUAAACUUGCAAGAGGAACUACACGUACAUGACGUAAAAUUCAGACCAAUUAAAAAAUGCAUUUUACACUAUGUUGAAAUUAUACAACUACCAGACGUAUACAAACCUAUAUUGCUAUGUUUAUUAGUUUUUUUGGUUUAUCACAUAUCGGGAAAACUUGUGUGUGCUGUUUACGCCUUAGAAAUAAUGAAGGAAAUUACUGAUAAAGAAUCGACAGCACAUAUUGGCGUGCUAGUUUUAGAUGGAUUUAGUGUUUUGGGUAUGUAUAUAGGCUGUGGAGUAUCUAAAGUUCUCAAAAGACGAACAAUUUUGUUAGUGAAUUCAACAAUAGGUACAACAUUUUUAUUCAUAUUGUCUAUUUACUUGUGUCUAGUCAAAUUAAGUGUUAUAUCUCAAAACUCUUAUAUAGUAAUCACUUUACUAGUUGUAUAUUCUUUAGCAAUAUGCUGUGGUCCAGCUAUAUUGUCAACCUCUAUUUAUGGAGAACUAUUACCAGUCAAAGCCAGAAGCUUUAGUAUUUUUUGUACUUCCACGCUCGCUAUGUUAUAUUUUGCUACAAUUAUUAGGGUGUCACCAAUGAUGUUUUCUGUUUUCGAUAUAUUUGGAACUUUUUUAUUCUUCAGCCUUUGUUCAACAAUAUGUAUCAUCCUUACUUAUAAGUAUUUACCUGAAACAAAAGAUAAAACCAUUUAUGAGAUAGCAGCAUUGUUUAAGAAGGAUCAACCUCAAGUAAGGUCUGAAGACGAUCCUAAAAACGUACAAACAAGAAAUCAACGUUAAAAUUCCACGAAAUAUGAAGUGAGCUUGGUCAGAUGGCAUUUCGUGAGCCUCUUCACAUAAAACUUCAUCAUAGAUUAUUAUGAUGGCGUUUUAACUAUUUUGUGGAAGAGUGCACGGAAUAGUGAAGAAUUGUGCAGGUAAUUUUCUCAACUCUUCCUAUUUUUAUAAUUAUAAAUAAAUAAAUAAAUAAUAAUAAAGACGUCUAUUGCCAAUAAAAGAAACUUUCUUUACAGUACAGAAUAUCAUUAUAUUUUAUCUAGCGGCUUCUACUUAAUGUGUCGCAGUAGCCUUUAAAUUAUGUUAAAAGAAUGUGACUAAUUUUAUGAAUUGAAGUCUUUAUUGUGACGCACAGUUCCGCAUUAACAGCGUAAAGUAGUAAAUUAUUCAAAAUGUUUAAGAAGUAGGAAGUACAUCUAUGAAAUACUAAAUAUUUUAGAAUCUAGGAACAAACAGUAAGGUAUUCAAUUCAGUUCAUUAACCAAAAAAAAUACCAACCCAUUACAGAAAACUAUUUGUUUUCGACUUUUUGUUAUCACUAAGUGUUUCUAUAAAUGUUUAUACUUAGGGGAAAAGUGCCGUCAUCGUAUGCUUCGCUUGUUUUUAACUUUAAAAUAAGUUAAUUUAAGUAUUUGGUGUAAACAUUAGGUUAGAUACAUCUGUAUUCUAGACAGAUCUUACCAAAUUGACCGACAAAAGUCGAGUUUAGGCUGAGUUGUACCAACUUACUUUAACAGUAACCGGUGUUUUGUGUGUAUGGUAAAGAAAGAUGGUUCAACCGAGCCUAAAGUGUUUAUUUUGGAAACUAGAUAAAUGUUACUCUAAGGCUCAGUUGCACCAUCUUACUUUAACUCCAAACAAAAAACGACGGUCAUCGUUAUAGUUACGAUCAAAGAUAGGUGGUGCAACCCAGCGAAUAAAUGCAAAAUAAAAGAUACUAGCUUUUGCCCGCGGCUUCACCCGCGUGAAAUUUAGUUUGUCACAGAUCGUCAUAAAUUAUAGCCUUUAUGUUAUUCUGGGUUAUAAACAAUAACACUGUAAAGUUUCAUGAAAAUUUGUUCAGUAGUUUUUGCGUGAAACAUCCACACAAACUUAUAAUAUUAGUAGGAUGACAAUUACUAUGAUGUCCAAGGGUUGUAGGUUCUCCUGGAGGAGACCCUAACGAUGCGACCAUCUUACUUGUACAUGUUUUUUUGUUACUUUUUGUGUGAUACACAAUUAAAAGUUUAACUAUUUCGUUAAUAAAAUGUAUAUUGAUAUAA